Molecule: messenger RNA, 545 nt
Organism: Drosophila montana
Lineage: Eukaryota; Metazoa; Arthropoda; Insecta; Diptera; Drosophilidae
Product: larval cuticle protein 2-like
Exons: 2
Coding region: 33-401 (122 amino acids)
Cellular component (GO): chitin-based extracellular matrix
Molecular function (GO): structural constituent of chitin-based larval cuticle
Source: RefSeq, a predicted model, not a curated record
UCCCUACAGUCAGCAACUGCACUAAAAUCAAAAUGUUUAAAAUUGUGAUGAUCUGUGCAGUUAUCGGCCUGGCCGCCGCCUUGCCAAUUGCCUCUAACCCUGACGAUGUAAAGGCCGAAGUUGUUUCCCGCAAGGAUGAUGUUCGCCCGGAUGGCUUCGACUCUGCCCUUGACACAACCAACCACAUCACACGCGCAGAGAGCGGUGAUGAGCACGGAAACAUCCACGGCAGCUUUGCCUGGAUCUCGCCCGAGGGGGAAAAAAUCGAAAUCUCUUAUGUUGCUGAUGAGAACGGAUACCAGCCACAGGGUGCAUCUCUGCCCGUGCCACCCCCAAUCCCAGCUGAGAUCCAGCGCAGUCUUGAAUGGAUUGCUGCUCACCCAUCAAAGCUUGAGAAAUAGGCUCUGAACAUGUUGACUCGAUCAAAUGGACCACUCCCGAGCAUUAAGCUCUCAGUAAUGGCACCUGAGCGGAAAUAAGCUCUGAGUCAGUUGAAUGGAUCUUCUAAUGGACUUCUCUCAAUAACUUUACCCUAUAAAAUUUCG